CUCCGUUCUGAUUGGAACGUUUUUUGUUGAGCGUGACCUAGCGACAUGGUAUUAUAACAACAAUCUGACAUAUUCCCCAGAUUCAAUCUUAUUUCAUUCUUAUUUCCUCCUUCCAGCUGGUUCUAUUUGGUACUGGGAAUCGAACAUGGAGUCUUUCAAAGUUAUUGUCGUUGGUGCUGGGCCAGUUGGUAUGGUCCUGGCUCACGCGCUGCAGGUCUCUGGCAUCGACUACGUGCUUGUUGAACAGCGCUCCCAAAUUCCUCCUGAUCCUGCUUAUGGUUUAUUCUUAUGGCCUCAUAUUAUGCGGAUAUUCCACCAACUAGGCCUUCUCGAAGCUGUGGAAGCUGUCGCGCAGCCUAUGGUCGAAGCGGUUCACAGAUCAAUUGACGGCGGUGUUAUUCAUCGCUCAAGAGGGUUUGAAGAACUCGGCACAUUGUUCGGAUACCCUAUGGGUAUCUUUAACAGAGCUGAUUUCGCCUCGGCGUUGAUGAGCAAGCUUGAAAACAAGGAUCAACACGUCAAGACAAAUAAGCGGCUCACUAAUAUCAUAAACCGUGACAACGGCGUAACAGUCGAGUUUGCAGACGGAACUAUAGAAGACGGAUCAAUCGUCAUCGGCUGCGACGGCGUCUGGAGCAGUGUCCGCGAUCAGAUGAAAGCAAAAGCACCAAAAGGCCUCUUCGACGAAAACCCCAAUCCAUUUCAAGCACCCCACGCAGGCGUAUUUGCCAAAGCUCUCUGCCCCAAAGAACUAGAGCGUGGUAGAAACAUCAACGUUUACCAAGAUGGCUCUCACGUUCAGGUAUUUACUGGUCUGGAAGAGGCGCAGAUCAUUGUGUAUCAUCGCAUUCCUACUGCGAGAACAAAAACCUUCUUCGGGCAGAAUGAUGCUGAAGAGGCGGCGAAGCCUUGGAUGAAUGUUCCGAUCGGAGAGGGAAUUACGUUUGGGGAUUUAUGGAGGAAUAAGAUCGCUGGGGGUAGUGCGAACUUUGAUGAGGGUGUUUUGCAGUGGUGGCAUUGGGGACGCAUGGUUCUUGUCGGCGAUGCUGCUCACAAGAUGAACCCCAUUAGAGGUGCAGGAGCAUGCUGCGGCAUCGAAGACGCUAUCGCUUUAGUAAAUGGCCUUAGCUGGUUGCUUCACUCCCGCCCUAACCCAUCAGACCGCGAUAUUCGUCAGGCCUUCGUGACAUAUCAGUAUGAGCGAGAGGCUGCUGCAAAGUUAUGGAAUGAUAUCUCUGCACUCAACCUGGAGCUCUGCAUCGGCGCUAAUCAGCCCGCACUGAAAGCGCAAGGCAUUGCUGAUUACAGAACUAUUCCCUUGGUUGCUGACGGACCGAUUCUGCAAAAUAUUCCGUUCCCUGAUGAGAAGACGGGUUUUGUGCCGUGGACUAGGAAGACUCGCAAGUCUAAUGAUAAGGCAAAAGCACGUCUUUGA
Molecule: messenger RNA, 1435 nt
Organism: Fusarium redolens
Lineage: Eukaryota; Fungi; Ascomycota; Sordariomycetes; Hypocreales; Nectriaceae
Exons: 3
Coding region: 146-1435 (429 amino acids)
Molecular function (GO): FAD binding
Source: RefSeq, a predicted model, not a curated record